This is a messenger RNA of Oncorhynchus masou masou (cherry salmon), 636 nucleotides long. RefSeq names its product exocyst complex component 5-like. NCBI's taxonomy places the organism in Eukaryota, Metazoa, Chordata, Actinopteri, Salmoniformes, Salmonidae. The record is from RefSeq and is a predicted model, not a curated record. The transcript is spliced from 2 exons. The annotation marks the transcript as partial.
ACGACAACCACUGAAGCCCUGACAACAACAACUGCUGUUCCUACAACCACUACAGCUCCAGAACCUAUUACGACAACCACUGCAACUCCUACUACAACUACAACUUCAGCUCCUACGACAACCACAACAACAGCACCUACAACAACUGUAGCUGCCAUGACAACUGCAGCUCCUACAACAGCUAUAGCAUCUACAACAACCAAUGCAGCCCUAACAACAACAACUGCUGCUCCUACGACCACUACAGCUCCAGAACCUCUUACGACAAACACUGCAGUUCCUGCUACAACAACUACAACUUCAGCUCCUACGACAACCACAACAACAGCACCUCCAACAGCUGUAGCUCCCACGACAACUGCAGCUCCUACAACAGCUUUAGCAUCUACGACAACCACUGCAGCCCUGACAACAACAACUGCUGUUCCUACGACCACUACAGCUCCAGAACCUAUUACGACAACCACUGCAACUCCUACUACAACAACUACAACUUCAGCUCCUACGACAACCACAACAACAGCACCUACAACAACUCUCCAGAACCUAUUACGACAAACACUGCAGUUCCUGCUACAACAACUACAACUUCAGCUCCUACGACAACCACAACAACAGCACCUCCAACAGCUGUAG